Suillus subaureus is the source of this 510-nucleotide messenger RNA. RefSeq lists its product as uncharacterized. Bases 1 to 510 code for a protein of 169 amino acids. Lineage: Eukaryota; Fungi; Basidiomycota; Agaricomycetes; Boletales; Suillaceae. The transcript is spliced from 2 exons. The record is from RefSeq and is a predicted model, not a curated record.
AUGAGUGAGGAACAAUUUCUUCCAUCAUUUGAAGGAACUUGGGCGAGGCUGUCCCAAGUUGCUGUCAAGGGUGCUCAAUAUAACUCCCAUGAACAUCAGCCCCAUCCAAAAUGUUUGGAUGGGACCUGGGUGGAUUUCCUCAAAUACAUUUACCGAUUACUGGAUGAACAAGAGAAGAAUCAACUUAUAUGGCUGCAUGGCAUGGCAGGCAUUGGAAAGUCUGCCAUCAUGUUCACUGUAGCUGAGAGGAUGAAAGGUCUAAAAGUGACAGAAGAGAUGAAUGUUGAAAAGCAGCUAGCAGGAACAUUCUUUUUCUCACACAAGCACAUGAAAUGUUGCAUGGCUGGAUAUUUCUUUGCAACACUUGUCUACCAGCUUGCCAACAAUUUCCCCAGCAUUUGGAAGGAUGUAAACAGGGCUAUCCAUGAUAAUCCCACUCUACUAGACCCUGAUGCACCUCUCUGUGACCAGAUGGAGGCUCUCUUUCCCCAACCUCUCUGGUGGCUUUGA